GAUAAGAAAAAAGAAAAAAAGAAAAAAAGAAAAAAAAGAAAAAGGUGUCUGGGCCUCCAAAUAAAAACGAUAAGAAUCUUGGGUAAUUUCUUAGAUGAGAUCACAAUUGUAGAAGUUCUAUGACUUGAGAGAUUACAUCGCAUCCCAAAAACAGUAUGAAGGAGAUUGAGGAAUUGUGGAGGGAAGUGAGGGAGCUGAGUCUGGGGAACUCAGGGAGAGUGGAGCGGCUGGACUCACCCCCAACCCCUCUCCAAUUCCUCAGAGACUUCGUGUCCCCUAACAAGCCCUGCGUCAUCUCCGAUGCCACUCUUCACUGGACCGCCCUCUCCUCCUGGUCCGACGAUGCCUACCUUGCUCGAGCCCUCUCCUCCGCCCAUGUCUCCGUCCACCUCACCCCCAACGGCCGAGCCGACGCCCUCGUCCCCUUAAAUUCCGACGACUUAGCGUCGUCAUCAUCAUCUUCCCUCUGCUUCGCCUCCGCACACGUAAUGCGCAUGCCCUUCCCAGAAGCUCUCAAUCUCAUCGUCAAUCCCAACUCCACUAAAUACGUGGCUUACGCGCAGCAGCAGAACGACUGCUUCCGCUCAGAGUACUCGGCGCUAUCGCCGGACUGCGAAGCUCAUAUCCCAUGGGCCACCGAGGCCCUUGGGUGCCUCCCCGAAGCUGUUAAUCUCUGGAUUGGCAACCAUCUCUCGGAGACCUCCUUCCACAAGGAUCACUACGAGAAUCUCUACGCCGUCGUUUCGGGCGAGAAGCAUUUCCUGCUCCUUCCUCCCACUGACGUUCACCGUAUGUACAUCUGCGACUACCCGGCCGCUCAUUAUUCUUAUUCCCAGGACACUGGAGAGUUGACAUUGGAGGCAGAGAAGCCAGCGAGAUAUGUGCCUUGGUGCAGUGUGAGUCCUUAUCCUUCACCGCAAACUAAACACACCCAGAUGUCCAAAUUCCCUUUGUAUUUUAAUGGCCCCAAGCCCUUUGAGUGUACGGUCAAGGCCGGAGAGAUUCUUUACUUGCCAAGUAUGUGGUUUCAUCACGUUAGACAGAGUCCAGAUGCUGGAGGGCGGACUAUUGCAAUUAACUACUGGUAUGAUAUGCAGUUUGACAUCAAAUAUGCCUAUUUUGACUUCUUGCAAUCAGUUCAUUACCGAUCAACCCAUAGUCCAACAUUGCCUGAAACAGUGUCUGAGGACUCGAAAUUGGAAGCAGACUGACUCAGUUGCAUAGGGCUUAAGGAUAAAUUAGGUGCUGAUGAAUCUGUGACGAAUUUAGCCGAGGCUAGUACUGAAGAAGGAUGAGUUCUGAUUUGUCAGCCUGGGUGCUUAAUUUUGUUCAUGCGUGGGAUUCUUCAGGAACUGUGAUAAAAGUGAUUCUAAAAAGAAGAGAUUGUGGGAUUUUGAAGGCUGGAGAAAGCAUAAUAAUCUGUUACGUGGCUAGAAGUGCUAGAAGGUGGUAGAAGUCAAUUAAAGCAAUGCAGAGUAGUCAUUAUGUUAGGUAUCUAUUAGUAGUUAUCAAUUGUUAGUAGGAGUGAGUGGUUGUUAGCUAUUAUCUAGUAGUAGUUAUCAAUUGUUAGGAGCGAGUGUUUGUUAUGUAUUCAAUAUCCAUUGUUGGUAGUAGAGUUGGGUUCACCUUGAGAGUUGUUCUCGUGGGACUCCUACAGUGUAGUACAUUUUCUAUAUAAGGCAUUGCUUUGGAAUAAAGGUAACAAAGAAAUUAUUCAAA
Molecule: messenger RNA, 1719 nt
Organism: Alnus glutinosa
Lineage: Eukaryota; Viridiplantae; Streptophyta; Magnoliopsida; Fagales; Betulaceae
Product: lysine-specific demethylase JMJ32
Exons: 4
Coding region: 156-1211 (351 amino acids)
Molecular function (GO): 2-oxoglutarate-dependent dioxygenase activity
Source: RefSeq, a predicted model, not a curated record